GAGGGGACGGCCGGUGGGCUCCGAGGGCUGGGCGCAGCCUCCGGGUCUCUCCUGCCUUCUUCUCUCAGCUGGCGGACGAGACCCAGGGGGCUGUCGCGGCGGGGGUGUGCGUGUACGGCCCGGCCCGGCCCGCCCCCCGGGGGCCACCGCCGCCGCCUCCCUGCCCGCGGUGCCGUGCGGUAGAAGCGCUCGGCGUUUAAAUGCCCCCGACGCGGCGCUGCACCGGCGACAGGAGCCGGGGAAGCCCCGCGGGCGCCGCAGCCAUUGGCUGCCGCCCCCCACGUGCCUGCCCGCUGCCGGCGCCUUCGUGUCAUUUUCCUGCCGGCCCCAUGGAGGAAGUGGGAAAGUUGGCGCGGCCCCGCCGGACGCUGAAGACCCGGUGGCGGCGUCACAGAGGGACGCGGCGAGGAUGAGCUCCUUCCUCGAGUACCCCGUCCUCGGCGGCGAGGCGGGGGGCUGCGCCUCCCGCGCCUACCACCCCGACCACGGGAUUACAACUUUCCAGCCCUGCGCCGUCAGCGCCGGCAGCUGCAGCGGAGAGGACCGCUUCCUGGCGGGCCGCGGGGUGCCCAUCAGCCCCCACCGCCACCAUCACCACAGCCCGGCCCAGCCCGCAGCCUACCAGCACCACGGCGGGCUGGGGGUGUCCUACGCGCACCCCGGCUGCGGCCCGACCUACAGCGCGCAGGGCUUCGGACCGGCGUACGGCCCCUACCCCCUGGGGCAGGACGCGGAGCUGGGCGGCGGCUUCCCUCCCUGUGCCCCCGCCGUGUACUCGGGGAGCAUCUCCUCCUCGGCCGCUGCGCAGCACCCGCUCCCGCACCAGGGCUACGCGGGCACCUCCGCUCAGUACGUGCCUCCCCCCUACGGGCAGGAGCAGCAGAGCCUGCCCCUGGGCACCUACAACCAUGCCCUGUCUCCCCUCCACGCUGGGCACCGGGAAAACGCCCGCUCCCCCUCCACCGAGACCUCGCCGCCGGCGCAAACCUUCGACUGGAUGAAAGUGAAAAGAAACCCACCCAAGACAGGCAAGGCUGGCGAGUACGGCUUCGUGGGGCAGCCCAACACCGUCAGAACUAACUUCACCACCAAGCAGCUCACCGAGCUGGAGAAGGAGUUUCAUUUCAACAAAUACCUGACCAGGGCCAGGCGGGUGGAGAUCGCCGCCUCCCUCCAGCUCAACGAGACGCAGGUGAAGAUCUGGUUCCAGAACCGGCGGAUGAAGCAAAAGAAACGGGAGAAAGAGGGGCUGCUGCCCAUCUCCCCCGCCACCCCCACGGGCUGCGAGGAGAAGGCGGAGGACUCGUCGGAGAAGUCCUGCUCCUCGCCCUGCAGCGCUUCGCCCGCCUCCUCCGCCUCGGACACGCUCGCUGCCUCCAACUGAGCGCGGCCGUGCCCCGACGGCCGCCCGGCGCGGCGCCCCCGCCAGCGCCACGCGUCCGUCCAGCGCCGCUCUGUCGGUCCCUCUGUCGCUCGGAAUCCCCGAGAGGUUCCGGCGAGCUGCCGCUGCCUCCCCCGCUACCUCCGCCGCCCCGGGGGUGCCGGCUCCGUCGGGUCCCGGCGCCUUGGUGCCAGGGAAUUUUCUUCCCGGCCCCCCUUCCUUUUCUGCUGGAGGAGCUGUGUUGGCAUACGAGUAAGGGCCUCCCUCCUCCACUGCAAGGACGCUCCACCGAGCUUCCCUGAGUGAAAGACAGGUUAUUUAGGGUACAUAACCUCACAAAGAGAUGCACUAUUGCAAGUGUUUACACGACUUAUAGGACUUUCAUCCCCUUAAUUUAAUGUAUUCUUUGUUCGUGUCAGUGAGUUUGUUGCUUGUAAAUACUUUGUCCGAGAGAUUUAUCUUUUUACAGAUUUUUCUAGAAUGAUGUUUCGAUUAUCAGGUUAAGCAGGGUGAGCGCAUUCGCCAAACUGGAUCCAUUUUUAUAUUGGUAAAGUAGACUACUGUAUCAAGUAAACGUCUUAAGCUCAAGCAGAUACCUCGAAAAAGUAGCGUUAUUUCCUUAAAUGUGACAAACAAGGCUUCAAUUGCACUAGGUUUUUUAAACCUUACCCGGUGUGCUUGCUCCCUCUCCUUUCCCCCCUGUCCCUGAAGCUGUGUUGGAUUACGCUCAGCUGAAGGGUACAACCAUCCAAAAGACCUCGCCUUUUCCUAUCUUCAUAUUAACCUUCCUUUAGACUUGAUGUCUUUUCAAACUACUCGUGAAUGUGACAAAUGGCCAAAUGAAUGUAUAAUUUCUGUGGUUGGUGUCCAGACCUUUGCAUGACGCACCGUGCUUUGCUGUACUGCGGGUACACUGAGUUCUAUCAGUUGUCGUGUGUGAGCAAAAAUGUCCUCCUGAUUUUUCUGUACAAUCAUGAAAGACUCUGUGAUUCCACCGGUGGUGGAAUCCAGGGCAGGAUUUACGGGUCCUUAUAAUGUCUGUAAUAAAUAUAUUCCA
Messenger RNA from Prinia subflava (tawny-flanked prinia), 2438 nucleotides. RefSeq names its product homeobox A1 (gene HOXA1). Lineage: Eukaryota; Metazoa; Chordata; Aves; Passeriformes; Cisticolidae. The transcript has 2 exons. The record is from RefSeq and is a predicted model, not a curated record. Gene Ontology annotation, cellular component: nucleus. Gene Ontology annotation, molecular function: RNA polymerase II cis-regulatory region sequence-specific DNA binding; DNA-binding transcription factor activity, RNA polymerase II-specific. Gene Ontology annotation, biological process: regulation of transcription by RNA polymerase II. The coding region runs from base 410 to 1384 and encodes 324 amino acids.